AUGUCCAACCCCCUCGACACCGACGCCGGCACCGAGCUCUUCAAGCACUACGAAUCAGAAUACCUGCUCGUCCGCGCCGACCUGACCCAGAAACUCGACCAAAUCAAUGAGCUAUCCGGCGAGCCCAGAAAGGCCGCCCUCAGCGCGGCAGAGCGGGCGCUGGAGGAAACCGACGAGCUAGUGGGCCAGAUGCAGAUGGAGAAGCAAAACGUCCCCUCGUCUCAGCGCACAGCAAUCAACAGACGGAUCCGCGACUACAAGAGCGAUGUCGAUGGAUACAGGCGAAAGCUGCGGACUCUGGCCGAGGACAGGAGUGCGCUUUUUGGGGGACGGUACACGGACAAUCCCGGUGGUGCUUCUGGGGAUGCGCAGCUGGAGCAGAGGCAGCAGUUGUUGUCUGGUAGGUUUCUAGGAAGCCAAAGGAAGGGGAAUCUGAAGCUGAUUGAUGAUAAAGGAACCGAUCGUUUGGACCGCAGCACUCAGCGCCUGAAGGCUAGUCAACAGCUGGCGAACGAGACCGAGUCCAUCGGUGCCAACACUCUGGCCACGCUGCAGCAGCAGCGCGAGACGAUCGAGCACACCACGCGCGUUAUGUACGAGAGCGAGGGUUAUGUCGAUCGCAGUUUGAAGAGCAUCAAGGGCAUUGCCCGUAGGAUGGCUACCAAUCGGAUAAUCACCAUCGCCAUCAUCACCGUCUUGGUUUUGCUCAUCUUUGCUGUCAUCUUUAGCAAGUUCAAAUGA
Podospora anserina S mat+ is the source of this 741-nucleotide messenger RNA. RefSeq lists its product as uncharacterized. The record is from RefSeq and is a predicted model, not a curated record. Lineage: Eukaryota; Fungi; Ascomycota; Sordariomycetes; Sordariales; Podosporaceae. The transcript has 2 exons. The coding region runs from base 1 to 741 and encodes 246 amino acids. Gene Ontology annotation, cellular component: late endosome membrane; Golgi apparatus; endoplasmic reticulum membrane. Gene Ontology annotation, biological process: retrograde transport, endosome to Golgi; macroautophagy; intracellular protein transport. Gene Ontology annotation, molecular function: SNARE binding; SNAP receptor activity.